This is a messenger RNA of Symbiodinium necroappetens, 1056 nucleotides long. Lineage: Eukaryota; Dinophyceae; Suessiales; Symbiodiniaceae. The record is from the annotation of a GenBank genome assembly.
GUGGAUCGUCCGUCGUUCAACGCCCUUCACCUCUCAGCGGCCUUUACGCGGUUGGCCUUCUUCACGAAGCGGCGGAAGCUGAACGCUGCAGAUGUUCGGAGCCCUUUGUGGACCAGGUUGUCUGCCAGACUCCACCUACUGCUCAAGCAUGGAAAGAUCCCACCGCGUGCAGCUGCUAACAUCCUGUGGUCCAUCGUUCCAGUCUCGCAAGCAUUUGGCAAGCAGCUUCCCUGGACUACCCCAUCUUUGAUCCGCUACGUGAAGGACAAGGCCGGAUCUAUGAAUGCCUUUGACCUGGCAAACUCCCUCUGGGCUGUCGCAAGACUUCAGGAAGUGGAGCCACAGGUCCUCACAGCUGCUUUGGCAAACAUCCUCUGGAGUGUGGCCAAUUUGCACGAGAAGGCCCCUGAAGCCUUGGCCGUGGUCUCCGUGGUUGCAGCGCGCAUCCCGCGAAGGGUUUCGGAGUUUAACCCCCAGGACUUGUCGAACUGCCUCUGGGCGGCUGCGAGCCUUCAGGAGGCUUCGCCCGGCGUGCUUGCAGCUGUGCCUGCCAUGGCUCAGUGCGUACCGGGGAAAGUGGAGAACAUGUUGCCACAGCAUCUGUCGAACUGUAUGUGGGCAGCAGCAAACCUGCAAGAAAGCACGCCGGACGUUCUGACCUUCGUCCCCUGGGUGGCUGAUCGCAUACGCACGGAAGUCCACAGCAUGAUCCCACAAGCACUUUCGAACUGCUUGUGGGCAGCUGCGUAUCUGCAACAUGCAGCACCAGCAGUGCUCAGAGCGGUUCCUGCAAUCGCAAGCGCCAUUCCGGGAAAGGCAGAUGGAAUGAGUCUGCAAGAGUUGUCGAACUGCUUCUGGGCCUCUGGAAACCUCCAAGAGGCAGCUCCCGUUGCCUUAGCAGCCAUCCCUGCACUUUCAGAGCGAUUGCCACGGAAGCUCCUAGACAGCAUGGCUUCGAAACAGCGAAGUGGUGGGCUACAUGCAAAUGAAAAGCUGCACAGGAGGGCGACAAGGCUGCCCUGGCAGUUCGCUCACCGCGCAAGAUGGCGGACAUGA